CGUCCCUCCCCACGUGUUCGCCGCCGUUUGACCCGCGCUCCCUGGAGGCGACGCCCCACCUCGCUCACCUCCGGUUUUAACCCCGCUGGCUCCGGCGCCCAUGAUCCCGGGGCCCUGGUCCGCGCCUCUCUGCAGGCGCGUCGCCCCUGCUGGCCAUAGCGGGAUGGGCCUGAGCCCAGCAGCCAGCGGGGAGUACGGGAUCCGCCUUUCCAGGGUCCCAGGGCCACAUCCCAAGCAGAUCUCGAGGACCACAAGUACCGAGUCAAGUGACAGCCAAUCUACAACUGGACAGUCAACUGUACCCCACUCAGACUCAGCAAGUUCUCAAGCGCUGUUGGUCCAGUUCUUGCCUAAGCAACUCAAGCAAGACCGCCAAUUAGAACAGGCUAGAAGCUUGCGGCAGGGGGAGAAACCGGAAAUUAACCUGAAGUUCACACUCAGCAAGAAGAGGACAGAGCUGAUUCCAACAUCAAAUUCAGAGAUCGAAGGGACACACAAAAAUCAAGCAGCUGAGGGCAGUCCAAAACCCAGACCUGGAGACCUGAUUGAGAUUUUUCGAAUUGGCUAUGAACAUUGGGCCAUCUAUGUGGAAGAUGACUGCGUAGUCCACCUGGCUCCCCCAAGUGAGUUUGAGGCAGGGAGCAUCACCUCUAUCUUCAGCAACCGAGCUGUGGUGAAGUACAGCCGGCUGGAGGAUGUGCUGCAUGGUUGCUCCUGGAAGAUCAACAACAAGCUGGAUGGGACAUACCUGCCACUGCCGGUGGACAAGAUCAUCCAGCGCACAAAAAACAUGAUAAACAAGAUAGUUCAGUACAGCCUAAUUGAGGGGAACUGUGAGCACUUUGUCAAUGACCUCAGAUAUGGUGUGCCCAGGAGCCAGCAGGUGGAGCACGCCCUGGUGGAGGGAGCGAAGGCUGCAGGAGCUGUCCUCUCAGCAGUAGUAGAUAGCAUGAGACCCAAACCCAUAACUGCUUGAAGGUACUGCGAAUUCCCAGCGGAGGAGGAGCCACUGGCAGCUGCGGAGCAAGACCUCCUUUCUUCCUCCUCGCCUUUCUCACUCUGUUGCCCUGUUAAAAAAAGAUUGUGAGUUUCUUGAAAACU
This is a messenger RNA of Mastomys coucha (southern multimammate mouse), 1101 nucleotides long. RefSeq names its product phospholipase A and acyltransferase 5 (gene Plaat5). NCBI's taxonomy places the organism in Eukaryota, Metazoa, Chordata, Mammalia, Rodentia, Muridae. The transcript has 6 exons. Gene Ontology annotation, cellular component: cytoplasm. Gene Ontology annotation, molecular function: glycerophospholipid phospholipase A1 activity; A2-type glycerophospholipase activity. The record is from RefSeq and is a predicted model, not a curated record. Gene Ontology annotation, biological process: N-acylphosphatidylethanolamine metabolic process. The coding region runs from base 101 to 976 and encodes 291 amino acids.